Messenger RNA from Aspergillus glaucus CBS 516.65, 546 nucleotides. RefSeq lists its product as uncharacterized. Lineage: Eukaryota; Fungi; Ascomycota; Eurotiomycetes; Eurotiales; Aspergillaceae. Bases 82 to 432 code for a protein of 116 amino acids. The record is from RefSeq and is a predicted model, not a curated record. The transcript has a single exon.
GCUCCGUCCUCUCCCCGUGUACACAUAUCAUCUCGCAUCCUCUUUCUCCGUCCACCUCCCCUCCUCUUUUCUCUCCUCAACAUGCCAUUCUUCAGGAGAAAAAAAGACAAGCUUAACGCGUCUGCCCUGACCUUUCACUCAGCAGAGCAACUGUCAACCUUUUCCUCCCAGCACAUCAACAACAACAACACUCACUCUGGGUCUUCCUUUCCCGACUUCCAUCGUUUUUCCGACCGCCGUAGUGGUCUCCGCACCGACCGACAACAGCCCCUCCAUCGACCAUCUCAAUCCCAAUCUCACACUCAAGCACAAGCUCCCCAGGAAUCAAUCCCGGAACCUGCCUCCAUUCGGCGUACUCAAACCGCUCAUCUCCUCCAGGACCCCGAACCAGUACGCUCCUCUUCUACCAUUUAUACUACGAAUCAAUGCUGACCCGACCAGCGCCCCAACGGCGAAGACGACCGGCGCAAGUUACAAAAACACCAGACAACCAAGAAACCCUCGUCUACCUCGUCCUCCCCUCCCUCGUCCACCGCAAAAGACAUC